CAGUCAUAAUGAAGUUAUCCUGGGGCUUUUUGACGUGCUUGGGUCUAGUGUCCCAGGCUUCUUCACAGUCUUAUUGGUAUGAAACAAUUGCACACCAGGGCGUAUCCCCAUACAACCCACAAGGAUCGGCCUACCAAGUUUUCAGAAACGUCAAGGCAUUUGGUGCCAAAGGCGACGGAGUGACUGAUGACACAGCUGCUAUCAAUGCUGCCAUUUCUAGCGGCUCACGUUGCGUGGAGGGCCCUCCGCCUGGUGGCUGUCAGUCCAGUACUACUUCACCAGCAGUAGUAUACUUCCCGGAAGGCACAUAUCUGAUCUCCUCGUCCAUUUUACCAUACUAUUUCACACAGCUCAUCGGCAAUCCAAAUGCUAUGCCAGUAUUGAAGGCCACUGCUAGUUUUAGCGGACUUGGCCUUAUAGACGCAGAUCCAUAUGGGUCAUCUGUCCCCGACUAUGUAACCACCAACGUCUUCUACCGACAAAUCAGGAACUUCGUCUUCGAUACAACCAAUGUUGCUUCAGGCACACAAGUUAGGGGAAUUCAUUGGCCCACGUCCCAGGCGACCAGUCUGCAGAACUGUGUCUUCCAGCUUAGCCAGGCGAGUGGAAAUCAACACCAGGGUGUCUUCAUUGAGAACGGCUCUGGCGGCUUUCUCACCGAUCUGGUCUUUUAUGGCGGAUCUCCAGCUAUGAGCAUUGGGUCUCAACAAUUCACAUCUAGAAACCUCACGUUCCAUAAUUCCGUUACUGCUAUUUCCCAGUUGUGGGAUUGGGGGUGGACGUACAUUGGUCUCUCGAUCAACAAUUGUGGAACUGGGCUCGAUAUAUCUGCAACAGGAACCGUAAAUGGUGUUGCAAAUGGCUUAGAAGUCGGUUCCGUGACAUUGAUCGACAGUACCAUCAGUAACACUCCUAUUGGUAUCCGCACCUCCAGGGCCAGCGGGACAUAUCCUGAGACAGGAGGAAGCCUAGCGCUCGAAAACGUGGUACUUACUAACGUUCCAACUGCCGUCCAAGGUCCUUCUGGAGUCUCUCUGGCAGGAACUACGGGUACAAUGACCAUUGGUGCUUACGUUGAGGGCAAUUCGUAUAGUGCAAGUUCCACCACUCCCACUACUAUUGCUGGGACUGUUUCGGCUUUCCCUCGGCCAGCGUCUCUCCUCUCUGGGAGCGAUUACUACACACGCUCCAAGCCUCAAUACCAGAAUCUUGCUGUCUCUCAAUUCUCUAGCGUCCGCACUGCUGGGGCAAGAGGAGAUGGAGUCACUGAUGAUUCAGCCGCAAUCCAGUCCAUCAUCACGUCCGCGACAGCCGCUGGCAAUAUAGUAUAUUUUGAUGCUGGAAUCUACAAGGUCACGACAACUAUUUAUAUACCUCCUGGAGCCAAGCUUGUUGGAGAGACGUACCCAGUUAUCAUGGGUUCAGGCUCAUACUUCUCAGAUGUCAACAACCCACAACCUGUGGUGCGAGUCGGAUCUACAGCUGGGGAAAGCGGUGUCGUUGAAUGGUCCGACAUGAUAGUCUCCACGCAGGGUGCCGCCUCGGGUGCUAUCUUGAUUGAAUGGAAUCUUGCCUCCCCUGCUGCGACACCGUCAGGCAUGUGGGAUGUUCACACGCGAAUUGGUGGCUACGCUGGAAGCGACCUGCAGGUUGCUCAGUGUGCUGUUGGGGCAGCUCAACCCAACACCAAUUGCAUUGCCGCGUUUCAGUCGAUGCACAUUACGCCUAUUGGAAGCGGAGUAUAUAUGGAAAAUGUGUGGCUGUGGUCAGCGGAUCAUGACAUUGACGACUCUCAAGACACCCAAAUCACUGUCUAUAGCGGCCGUGGUCUUUUAAUCGAAAGUAGUACAGGCAACGUCUGGCUAAUUGGCACGGCCGUCGAGCAUCAUACGCUAUAUCAAUACCAAUUUACCAACACACAAAAUGUUUUCAUGGGCUUUAUCCAGACCGAGACUCCGUACUAUCAACCUUCACCCGAGGCCACCUCACCCUUCAGUCCCGUAGUUUCCCGAAACGACCCCGAUUUUGGCGUCUAUUGCGCCGGGAGACCCUCCACCUGUAAUGACGCCUGGGCCCUCAGGAUUCUGUCCUCCCACGACAUGCUGGUCUAUGGAGCGGGACUGUAUUCCUUCUUCGACAACUAUAGCACUGACUGUUCAGCCCACAACGCUACCGUAUAUAACGAGGUCUGCCAGACACAGAUUUUUGGCAUCGAUGAAGGCGGUAGUAGUGAGACCUAUUCUGGCAGUACCGUCUAUAUAUAUGGUUUGAAUACGCUCGGGAGUGUGAGCAUGAUUGACAGGGAUGGGACAAGUAUCGCUGCUCAGAGCGCCAAUACGAAUAUGUAUACAGAGAUUGUUGCUAUGUAUGUUACUUAGCAUCCUGUAGAUAUUGGGGAGAGAUAGUAGAAGUAUGUUUCUGAGAUAUUGGGUAAAUUAAGGAAACUAGGAAUUCAUAUCGAGCUUUCAGAACGGUUUCCCUUCAAGCCUGUUCAAGCAUUGAAAC
Molecule: messenger RNA, 2505 nt
Organism: Amorphotheca resinae ATCC 22711
Lineage: Eukaryota; Fungi; Ascomycota; Leotiomycetes; Helotiales; Amorphothecaceae
Product: glycoside hydrolase family 55 protein
Exons: 6
Coding region: 9-2378 (789 amino acids)
Molecular function (GO): polygalacturonase activity
Source: RefSeq, a predicted model, not a curated record